AUGGAUAGCAAGACAUCGAGUUCUGCUAAGCAACCGCGUCGCAAUCCAGGCGUACGCGUCACAGAAUGCGCUGUCCUUCUACACACCCACGAUCCCAACACACAGGAUGCCCUUCAGAAGCACAGCGACUACUGCGGCGCUUACCGGGACGAAGUCGAUGCUGUCAACUACCUCAAGCGACUAAUAACCCAGGACCCGUGUCUAGCAAAGCCACACGGCCAAAUCAUCGACUUGACAUCAGAGCUGAAGCCACGAAAGUCUUACGCUAGCAUCAAUGAUUUCUUGGAGGACAAGGAGUCUCUGGAUGCGAUCUUCUCUGGUGGAAACUACAGUAGCUGCUGGCUGUCUCUUUUCACUUCGAGCAUGAUCGUACGCAGUGAAUGGCGACUAGCCCCAAACAUCAAGGUCUCACUGAACAAAGCAUGUCAGACUUUCCACAUCGAGGAGAAAUCCCUAUACAUCAACCACAAGACCACGAAAUCACGACGCCCACAACAUCGAAUUAUGGACGAAUUUGAGCCUACAAUCCGCCUCGUCUCCUCCCUUCCCCUCAGCAACCUUCCCCACUACCACUUCUGGGCCGUCGUAGUCAAAACUGUCUCCCCUGACAACGCCCUCGACAGUCACACGUGGCUCAGCGCGAUCUUCUUGCUUCGCAUCGACGCCAUCGAACACCUCAGCAAACUCAUCAAAACUACCAGUCCUGUGGGAUACAGGAGCGGUGUUGACUAUCUAGCGCUCAACGCUCUCGGGGAGAUCUAUUCACCGGCUGGCGAAUACUUGGGCGAUGGGUAUGAGUUGAUCACGGUCGAUGGGUGGACGAGGAUGUCCUGGAUGCAGGUCGUGCCGUGGGAGCUUGUCUUGCCUCCGUGGUUGACGAACUGGGAUGAAGGCGUGGCUGUCAAUCAGCAGAAUCAAGAAAACGCAGCAAGCAACACGCAACCGACAGCACCAACGGCGCCGGUCACGACAACAUUGCGGCCAUUGCAGCCAAGUACCAGCAAUUCACAGCCCACGAACGCCGGGAACGUGGACAGCAGCGGCGGUGCUCCGGAGACGACUCCAUCACGCAAGCCAGGCCGUGUUGUUCCCAAGAGCGACGAGAAACCCCGGCCAGGCUCGGGGAAGAAGAAGAAGAAUAAGGGGAGACUUCCUUCAAACUUCUAA
Messenger RNA from Zasmidium cellare ATCC 36951, 1167 nucleotides. RefSeq lists its product as uncharacterized. NCBI's taxonomy places the organism in Eukaryota, Fungi, Ascomycota, Dothideomycetes, Mycosphaerellales, Mycosphaerellaceae. Bases 1 to 1167 code for a protein of 388 amino acids. The record is from RefSeq and is a predicted model, not a curated record. The transcript has 3 exons.